Molecule: messenger RNA, 1650 nt
Organism: Ogataea haglerorum
Lineage: Eukaryota; Fungi; Ascomycota; Pichiomycetes; Pichiales; Pichiaceae
Exons: 1
Coding region: 1-1650 (549 amino acids)
Biological process (GO): proteolysis
Molecular function (GO): aspartic-type endopeptidase activity
Source: RefSeq, a predicted model, not a curated record
AUGUUCCAGCUGAAGGUGCUGUUCCUGGCGUUGCUCGCAGCCGUGGCGGCAAAGAACGCUACCUCGGCCUCUGCCACCGUCGACUGGCUGCCGGUUUUCGAGCUCAGGGUCAGAAAUAACAGAGCCUUUGAUUACACAAUAGAAAUGGGAAGCCCUCAACAAACAUUGGAGGUACGGUUGGACGUGGGAAACGCGAUUUUGUGGGUGCCCGGCGCAGAAAACUUCACCGCGUGCCCAACCACGAGUCCGUCUUCUACCCCAGCCAGUUCCUCCACCUCGGGGAUCGCCUCCACUUACACUACCCCUUGCGCUCCGUUCGGUGUCUACGACCUCAACAGUUCUUCGAGCGGGUCUUACUUUUCCAGCGCAAAAGAUAUGGCCGUCGCGAGCGUGGACGACGCCACGAGAGUGGACCUGUCGUACCUCGACGGUGUCGGGGUUUCGGGAUAUCUGGCAGUGGACGAUUUCAACUUCCCCAUCUACGACGCAUACAAAGAUGGCUCUUCUGUCAACCACUCGCUGAGUUUCCAAGAAAUCACGUUUCUGUACGCCAACGACUCGAACGUGAACACGGGCGCGCUUGGCUUGGGAAUCCAGGGAAACGACCACUCUGUCAGUGUCCUCGACUUCUUCAAGGACGGAAACUUCAUUCAAAACAGCUCCUACUCGCUGGUCACAAGCGCGCUGAACAACAGCGACCCAGUUCUGAUCUUGGGCGGAGUUUCGUCGACGCGAAUUUCCGGCGACUUCUACCAGUACGACUUCAUCCCUGUUGUCGAUGUCACGCAGCGUUUUGUCACGGUCAACGGCGGAUACUCCGACAUCCUACCGGUUGUUCCUAUAACCGGCAUCGGAGUAACAGCUAGCGACGGCGACACAGUGAUGUUCCCGCGCACGUUCACCGAGGACAACGACACCGGAACGUACCCAAAACCUGCUCUGCUGGACUCGCGGACGCUGUACAACUUCAUUCCGUACUCGACGCUCAUUGAGCUGGCGUUGGAGCUCAACGCAUACUACGCCGGCGACAUAGACAUGUGGCUUGUCGACUGCGACGUUGGCUCUGUCGGCACAAUCGACAUUCAUCUCGGAGACCUGGUGGUGAACAUGCCCAUAAGCAGCGUCUUGUACGAGCAGAAGAACGACGACGGCACGGAUCUGGUGUUCCAAAACGGGGCAAAAGCCUGUGCCCUGGCUUUUCUCCCGGAUAACACUCUCGGAUACUCGCUGCUCGGCAUUCCUUUCAUCAAUAACAUUUACUUGGCCGUUAACAACGAUUACAGAACGCUGGCAAUCUCCAACCUAGUGCGCGACGAGAAAGAGAAUUCAAAAGCAGACGUUUUCUACCCGAUGGACUCGGAGACCAUUCCUCUUGCUCGGUACAAUAAUAUUUCCAGCUAUUCGGAAAUCACUAUGACUGUCACCACGUACGCUUUAAAAUCCUCCCAGCUGCCCCAAUUCACGGAGGCUUUCGUCUCCGACGGCGAAGUGUACGUGACGGGCACACACGACUUGCCGUCCACCUCAGCAGGGCCAUCUCCUUCUGGCUCCUAUUCCAGCUCGACCAGAAACGCCGCCUCGGACCACCGCUCGAGCACGGCACUGCCGUCUCUGCUGGGUCUGCUUGUGCUGUUUGUGUACCUUCUCUGA